AUGGGCCCGAACCAGCUCGCAGACCCCAGAGAGAAAAUACUCGGCCGCAUGCUGAAGCUCCUCGCCGAUGCAGCCUCUCAGGGAGCCAAGCUAGUCGUCUUCCCCGAGCUAGCAUUCACCACAUUCUUCCCUCGCCACCAGAUUGACGACCCCGUCAAGAAGGCCGAAUUCUUCGAGCCAGAGUCCCACGAUAAUCCUCAUGCCGUGGUAGACUCGCCACGGGUGAAGCCAUUCUUUGAGAAGGCCAAGGAGCUUCGCACAGAUGUAUACGUCGGCUACGCAGAGCGAUGGACGGACGAGGGCGGCAAGGUGACGGAUUAUAACAGCACCAUCUACUACUCUGCAAGCGCGGGUAGAGUGAUAGCCAAGUACCGCAAAGUCCAUCUCCCCGGUACCAAGGAACCCAUCGACGACAAGACGGGCAGGGGCGUGGAGCAGCAGCUCGAGAAGCGCUACUUCACGCCCGGCAACCUCGGUUUCCAGGCAUUCCGCGCGCCUGAUCUCGUCACAGGCACUUUGAAAGCCGGUGGCCCAUUAGUAGCCGGACAGCCGGACGCAAAGGAGUCAGAGGGGAAGGGCGACCCCAUCGUCGGCAUGAUUAUCUGCAACGACCGGCGGUGGACUGAGGCGUGGCGGUCUUACGGCCUCCAGGGUGCAGAGCUCGUCCUCGACGGGUACAACACCACGUCCUACGCGCCGCAGUAUGACGGCACCCCGGAGGAGCAGGAGGCGGAGGCGCUGUUUCACCACCACAUCUCGUGCCAGGGCGGCAGCUACACGAACGCGUGCUUCAGCGUUAACACUGCUAAGUGUGGUGUUGAGGAUGGGGGUGGGCUGAUUGCGGGCACGGUGAUCUAUGAUCCGGAUGGGCAUGUGGUGGCUGAGUCGAAGACAAAGGGGGAUGAACUGGUUGUUGCGACUAUUGACCUGGCUUUGUGUAGGAAGGGGAAGGAGAGGGUGUUUGCGUUCGAGAAGCAUCGGAGGGUAGAGCACUACGGGAGGUUAGUUGGACAGGUCGGUCGAGGAGCCUCCGCUAUUGGAAUAGAGCAAUCGUAG
This is a messenger RNA of Diaporthe citri, 1056 nucleotides long. RefSeq lists its product as uncharacterized. Bases 1 to 1056 code for a protein of 351 amino acids. Gene Ontology annotation, molecular function: hydrolase activity, acting on carbon-nitrogen (but not peptide) bonds, in linear amides. The record is from RefSeq and is a predicted model, not a curated record. Lineage: Eukaryota; Fungi; Ascomycota; Sordariomycetes; Diaporthales; Diaporthaceae. The transcript has a single exon.